Messenger RNA from Cydia pomonella (codling moth), 1513 nucleotides. RefSeq names its product tetraspanin-7-like. NCBI's taxonomy places the organism in Eukaryota, Metazoa, Arthropoda, Insecta, Lepidoptera, Tortricidae. The record is from RefSeq and is a predicted model, not a curated record. Bases 445 to 1152 code for a protein of 235 amino acids. Gene Ontology annotation, cellular component: membrane. The transcript has 6 exons.
GUUUAAAAACUUCCACAAAGUACAAAGUCACUUUAUUUAGAAAAUUUUGUCCCGGCGUGUUUUAUGGCAUGGUCCUAACGUAUGUAGCUUAAAGGUUGUAGUUAGCUAUAAAACAUUGUUACUUAGCCCAAAUUGGACAGCUGCACGGCGCCAUAUGUUUUGAGGCGAGCUGAGGUAACUGGAUUGUAAAACGUCAGUGCUUGACAACAUAGUUUAUUACCGCGUAAUGUACGGGACCAGACGGCGCCAUGUAUCAAUUGUCCAAUUUGUGGCUACAAUAUUUUACACAAAUUUACGCGUCUUUUGCUCCGUUUACCUCAAAAAUAGUGCCAAGACCCGCACAUGCGCGUUGCAGCGAUCAACAUCCCGCCCAAGCAACCCAGCCCCAAGCUAAAUACAUCAAACAUUUUUAUUACAUCCAUGAAUGAAACAACGUAAGCAGUGAUGGGGAACCAAUUCAAAAACGUGGCAGUGAUAGCCUGCCUGAAAACGUUUCUAUUCAUCUUCAACAUAGUGUUCUGGUUGUCAGGCCUGCUGUUAUUAAUAGUGGGGCUAUGGGCGGAAUUCGACCUGUACAAGUACAUGCAGCUGUCUUCCGAGUUCUCCGGCACAGCACCACACGCCAUGAUCGGCAUCGCCGGGCUCAUCGUGCUAGUCAGCUCCGUGGCCUUCUCCUGCAUCAUCAAGGGGCAGCCCGUGCUGCUGUACAUCUACGGCGGUUUCCUGGCCUGCAUCUUCAUGAUGGACGCGGGCGUCGGGGCGUCGGUGGCGUGCUACCGCGAUACCUUCUCCAAAGGCCUUUACGAUGGACUCACGCAGACGCUUGUGUCCAACGACCGGCAUAGGGGAAACUUUGACUUGGCUCAAUCCACUCUACAUUGUUGCGGCGUGUCUAACUACACGGACUGGGUGCGCGUGCAGCGCUCCAUCCCUCUGUCGUGCUGCGUCAACCCCGAGGAUUGCAUAACUGCCAACUAUAGCCACGUGUAUCAGGCAGGCUGCUACAAAGUAAUCGUGGAAUAUCUCGAAAGCAACAUGAACAUCCUGAUCGGCAUCGCAAUCGGCACCGCACUGUUCCCACUGGUCGGCACCGUCCUUUCGUGCUGCCUCGCGAGUUACAUCAAGAAAUCUAAGUAUGACGCCAUGAACUGAGUGCUACGGCAAACACCUGUGGUGACAACCGAUGCGAGAUUCUAAGUAUUAAAGUGCUGGAUUCCAACUCACGCUGCACUUAGCGUCGUAGAGAAAUCCCCAGCCUUUCUGUACAACGCGAUUUACAAAGUAAAGCGUGAGCGGAGACCAGCGCCUAACCAAUGGACUGAAUGAUUAUAUACUCAAUUAUUAUUAGAAUUAAAUGAUAAAUAUAACACAACUAAAGUUGUGGCUUUAUAUUUAAACUGUCAAUACUCUACAAGUUCAAAAUUAUCAUCCUAUUUAGGUUAGAAAAUCUUGAUGUACAGCAAAUUUAUUAAAAUGUAUUAUAUUCAUUAUGUGAUUAAAUUGUGCCAGCAAA